Molecule: messenger RNA, 9327 nt
Organism: Chelmon rostratus (copperband butterflyfish)
Lineage: Eukaryota; Metazoa; Chordata; Actinopteri; Chaetodontiformes; Chaetodontidae
Product: adenylate cyclase type 9-like
Exons: 10
Coding region: 1712-6064 (1450 amino acids)
Biological process (GO): intracellular signal transduction; cyclic nucleotide biosynthetic process; adenylate cyclase-activating G protein-coupled receptor signaling pathway
Molecular function (GO): adenylate cyclase activity
Source: RefSeq, a predicted model, not a curated record
GCGGCUGCGGCCACUGCGUUGCUCACCGCGCCUGGAUAGCGCAAACAACAUUUUUCGCAGGUGUCGACGCUGCUGUGGCGCACGGAUAAUGGUCAGAUAGCGGAGAUAAGACAAUCUCAUCUCUCCGUGGACGGUGCGGGGAAUGGAAAGGCUGGACGAUGCAGCAGCCUUAAUCCAUCACGUUUGUCUUGGAUUGAAAGGGAGUUAUUUGGCGGCGUGAAGAUAUUCUCCCGUGUGUCCCGCGCAAUUCAAUUAAAGUGGCUGGAUCAAGGCAGCACUCUGCUUCGACCUGUGGGACUGUUGGUGUGGGGGGCGUGGAGCGGAGGUGGGGACCUUUUAAUUAGCCCGACUCUCUCCGGGCUUUCGUCGUCUACCAUUUAGGAGGGGGACAGAGCUGCCGUGGGCAAACUUUACUUCAGAGAAAAGGAGGGACUGGACGACAGUACUUGUUCUCUGCUCAAGGCUGCGUUUUCAUUUUCUCAGCAGAAUAUGCAGCCAGGAGCCGGCAUGGCCAGAAUAUCUGGACAAUCUGGAUGCUUUCUUGGACGCACUGUGACGAUGAAUUGGCUAUAUUUGUUGUGUUGCGGAUACCAAAACCAACACUGAAGCAAGACCGGCUGGUGCGUAGCCUUGGAGGAGUGUGUUUACACGCCAGUCACUGAAAGCUAAGCUCUUACAAUAAAACCCAAACAUUUUAAAGCGUAAUUUCUGCGCACCGCGCGCUCAUGCAUUCGUCUCCUGCAGACCUCCGCGCACACGGUCCCAUUUGCGUUUGGAGACGCGGCCGUGGUGGAAAAUCCGGAGGAGAAAGUCAGGAAAGGACGGUGCUCUGUCCACGGAAACAGUUAAGAUUAGGCCCUGCAGCGAGGGGCUUGGGGUAAAUAAAAGCACUGAUGGCAUUUUUUGCGCUCAUGCUCCCUUUAACCGGAGUUGAUCAGCGCCUUCAAAUUAAAAGCUGCCCUUUUCGAUCCAGAAGGCGAACAGCAGAUCUCCAGUCAAAGCAGACACGGCGGAGGAUGUGUUGUGAAUGAAGUUUUGCUCAGACCUGCAAACAAAGGUGGUGAAGUUCAGGAGGCGUUGCUGUAGGAUGGCAGUGGAACCGAGACGUGAGCGGAUAAGCGGAAAUGGACAUGCAUCAUUAACGCAAGGCUGCAGCGGCCUCUAAACACGCAGGGACACAUUUUAACUGGAUCUGUUCUCUCAAGCUGACUCACGCAUAUGUGAUCACAACUUCUCAAGAACACCUUUAAAAGUACUCCUUCCCUUCUUGGGUGUUUCUUUUUCAACUUGUCCCAUUACGCACACGCGUUUUGUAAUUCUUUCCAAUGAGUGAACCAGUGUGUAAGCAGCUGGGUUGACUUGAACUGGAACAGAGGAGGCAGCAAGUGUACCUUGCAGUCUGAAGUGCGUCAAAACAGACGGGAAUGUAGAGGAAUGCAGGGACUGACGUCAAGAGGGGCAAUAAUGAACUAUUCAAAAUCUUUGGAAGGUCUGCCAGUGUUUCUCCAGCCACUACACUGCUAACUGAGUGGAGUUUUCUCUGAAAAGGUUUUUGUUCGUCCUCUCCCUUUUCCACUUUUAAGAGUAAGAAGUCAUCGCCCAAGUUGUUAUCCUGGGGCUCCGUACUUUGCCUUACUUCUUCACUGACUUUGUCUUUUAAGUAACUUUCCCUUCUGCGUAGUCUUUGAUUCUGAAUAGAUUGUAAAGCAACAUGGCGUCGCCCCAGCAUCAACAACUGCUGCCACACACCACAGAAGUGAGCUGUGACUCAAGUGGAGAUGGAGGCGUCUCAGUGAGGAUUGGCAGUAGUGUCAAGCACAAGCACGGAGGCGGGCCGCUGGGUUCAAUCGGAGGAGGCUUCAUUGGGGGAUCCAAGCACUGCAAGUACAGCAUCUCCUCCAGCUGCAGCUCCGGAGAGUCCGGAGUCAGGAGGCCGGUGGUCAAGGGCUUUCGCACGCAGAAGAAGAUGCCUCAGCUUUUUGAGAGAUCCGCUGGUCAUUUCUGGGACCCAAAGUUUGACUCGUCGAUCCUGGAGGAGGCCUGUAGGGAGCGGUGUUUCCCCCAGACCCAGCGGCGCUUCCGCUAUGUCCUCUUUUACCUGGUUGCAGUUGGCUUCCUCUGGGGAUUGUACUUCGCUGCCAACCCUUCCCGCUGUGACAGGACUGCCUUUCUCCUUCCCACCGCGUCCUUCCUCCUUUUCUGCCUCCUUCUCUUUCUCUUAACUUUUACUAAGCUCUACUCUCGCUGCUACAACCAAGCAUCCCUGCUGCUCAUCCUUGUAACCUUCACCCUGACCCUGGCCCCGCAGAUCCAGACAUCAGGCUUCAGAGACCAGGAGCCUCCAGCACCUGCACUCGAUGUGGAAGAGUUCAGUGGCAUGGGACCCACAUACAACCUGUCCUACGACAAGCUUGUGGGAGGUACCACCUGGUCCCCCUGUCUUUCUCCUGUAGGCACCUUCUCCCUGUGCAUUGAAGUUCUUCUGUUGCUGUACAGCGUUCUCCAUGUUCGCCUUUAUGCUUCGGUCCUGCUCGGGUUUCUCUACUCUGUCUUUUUUGAGAGUCUGGGCUGGCUGCACCUGACACAGGCAGGUGAUAGUUGGACCUUAGCCUCUCAAUCAGACUGGGACACAUUAAGUUGGCUAGGUCCUGCCAAAGCUCUUCUCCACCUCUGUGCCCACGCCAUCGGCAUCCACCUAUUCAUCAUGUCCGAGGUGCGGUCACGCAGCACCUUCCUAAAGGUGGGACAAGCCAUCAUGCAUGGCAAAGAUCUGGAGGUGGAGAAAGCCCUGAAGGAGCGAAUGAUCCACUCCGUCAUGCCCAGAAUCGUGGCUGAUGAGCUGAUGAAGCAGGGCGAUGAGGAGAUAGGUGAUAAUUCUGUCAAACGAUACUCCACCAGUGGUGCGGCAGCCGCCAUCUCCAGCCCCAAAAACAAUAAGCGCAAAAAAACCUCCAUCCCUCGAGGCCAGAUCAUCUUCAGACCCUUCAACAUGAAGCGGAUGGAGCCGGUCAGCAUCCUCUUUGCAGACAUUGUGGGCUUCACGAAAAUGUCUGCCAACAAAUCUGCUCAUGCCCUCGUCGGCCUUCUAAAUGACUUAUUUGGGCGUUUUGAUCAACUUUGUGAGCUCACUGGCUGCGAAAAGAUCAGUACCCUGGGAGACUGUUACUACUGUGUGGCUGGUUGUCCUGAACCCAGACCAGAUCAUGCCUACUGCUGCGUGGAGAUGGGCCUGGGCAUGAUUCAGGCUAUUGAACAGUUCUGCCAGGAGAAGAGGGAGAUGGUCAACAUGAGGGUGGGUGUCCACACUGGCACUGUGCUGUGCGGUAUCCUGGGCAUGAAACGCUUCAAGUUUGAUGUUUGGUCGAAUGACGUCAACCUGGCCAACCUAAUGGAGCAGCUGGGAGUGGCUGGGAAGGUCCACCUGUCACAGGCCACUGCCAACUUCCUGGAUGACCGCUACCAGCAUGAAGGCGGACAAGUCAUUGAGAGAAUAGGACAGAGUGUGGUGGCUGACCAGCUUAAAGGCCUGAAGACCUACCUGAUCUCAGGCAGGAAGGUGGAGCCUCACUCUCACUGCAGCUGCCCUCAGUUGGGAUUGGCUGGGCAUGAGCAUGCAGAUCCCCGGGGCCCCGCCUCCAGGGUGCACACACCUGAUGGAGCUCCUUCAGCCUGCACCCUGCCUCCAGACAGUGCUAAGUCUCCCUGUCUCUCCUGCAGUGUGGUCCUGAUACCAGGGGAGGAUCAGGUUCUGGAGGAAGGAACGGUGCGCAAUGGCUGCCACGAUGACCACAAGACCACUAGCACAAAGGACUCCUCAAAUCUGAAGUGUUCCCCGGCGGUUUCUGCAGGGCGCGGCACCAAGGCUCUGAACGGCCUGCUCAGCCCUCAGCUGGAGGCCUUGAACAACAGCCAGACGUCGCUGUGUGAGAUGCUGCAGGAGAAGGAGAAGAAGACGUGGAGCGGAGGAGCCAUGGGCAUGGACCACUCGGCGCUCAUCCCUCUUCGCUCCAAGAACUUCAGGGAGAGGAGCGACGCUCACUUUGUGGAUGUUAUCAAGGAGGACAGCCUUAUGAAAGACUACUUCUACAAACCCCCCAUAAACAAGCUGAGCCUCACCUUCCUGGAGAAGAGCCUGGAGUCUGCCUACCGGAUAAGCUACCAGGAGGAGGUGGAAACCCAAGCGGUCGUGCAGACUUUUGCGAGUCCGACAUUCAGUUCUUUCCUGGACAUGCUGCUGUGCUGUUUAGUGUUUCUGGCUCUCUCACUGGCCUGUUUCCUUCGACCGCUUGUCACGCAGCAGAGUCUGUCCACACCGGCACUCAUUCUGGCAUCUGUAGCCACUCUUUUGGAGUGUCUGGCUCUGCUGUUUGCUAUACGUAUGGCUUUCUACCUGGACAGUGUGCUGAACUGCACUCGGGUGCUGAUGAGAGCGAUUUCAGGCUGGAUCGCACGUCACUUCAUCGGAGCCGUCCUGGUGUCCCUGCCCACUGUGGCCGUCUUCUCCCAUGUCACCUGUGACAUGCAUCUCUCCAUCCAGUUCACCAUGUUCAUCUGCUGUGCUGUCAUCAUAGCUAUCAUUCAGUACUGUAACUUCUGCCAGCUCAGCUACUGGAUGCGCUCAACUCUCGCGACUCUGGUGGGACUGGCACUGCUCGCCUUGCUCUUCAGCUCCCCCUGCAGUGUCGCUAAGAGUCUGUUUUACUGGUCGGAUGGCCAGGACAAUAACAGCAGCAGCAGCAACAGCUCCAUCAUCAUGUUUGACAACCCAGCAGACCCAAACCCACAGCCCCACCCACAGGACCUGCUGGGCCCUGAGGCCUGUGUGGCCUUUUUCCUGCUCCUCCUCCUGGUCUGGUUCCUUAACCGCGAAUUUGAGGUCAGUCACCGUCUGCAUUACCAUGGCAACGUAGAGGCUGAUCAACACCGCAUCAAGAUCCAGAACAUGAGGGACCAGGCCGACUGGCUGCUUCGCAAUAUAAUCCCCAUCCAUGUGGCCGAGCAGCUGAAGGUCACCCAGAGCUAUUCCAAGAACCACGACAAUGUGGGUGUAAUAUUUGCCAGUAUUGUUAACUUCAGUGAGUUUUAUGAAGAAAGCUAUGAGGGAGGUAAGGAGUGCUAUCGGGUCCUCAACGAGCUAAUUGGAGACUUUGAUGAGCUGUUACGGAAGCCUGCCUUCUCAAACAUAGAAAAGAUCAAGACCAUCGGUGCCACGUACAUGGCAGCAGCAGGACUCAAUGCGCAGCAGUGUGCAGAUGCGGCACAUCCUCAUGCCCACCUCCGCGCUCUUUUCGAAUUCGCCCUGGAAAUGAUGCGUGUGGUGGACGACUUUAACAAGAACAUGCUGGGCUUUGGCUUCAAGCUACGCAUUGGAUUCAAUCACGGGCCUCUCACAGCGGGGGUGAUUGGCACCACGAAGCUCCUCUACGACAUCUGGGGCGACACAGUCAACAUCGCCAGUCGCAUGGAUACUACAGGCGUGGAGUGUCGUGUUCAGGUCAGCGAGGAAAGCUACUGUGUGCUCAGCGGCAUGGAUUAUGAGUUUGAUUACCGUGGCACAGUUAAUGUCAAAGGCAAAGGUCAGAUGAAGACCUUCCUUUACCCUAAGAGCAGCGACAGUGGCCCUGUGCCUCAGUACCAACUCUCAGUCUCACCAGAGAUCCGGGCACAGGUGGAUGGUAGCAUUGGGCGCUCGCCCACUGAUGAAAUCACCAGCAUGGUGCCCACAACCAGUAUAAAUGCAAGCACUACCACUACUACGGUACCCAGUGCCAGCGCUGGUUCCUCUACCACCACAGGGCUUAGCCAUGAGAAAGAGGCAGAAAGACGCCCCUCUACGGAGACCUCUCAUGCCAGGCGAUCUGCGUCUCACAGUGGCAUGACAUGUACAUCUGUUACCAACCGAGAAGGACCUCCUCCUGCUACAAAUAACAAACAGCUCAUCAUCUCAUCCUCGGUCCAUCAAAAUACCCCCCAAAAUUCCACAGCAGUGUCCCAGAAAGACAUCACGAAGGACAAAUGCGGGGCUGAUUGUGACUCUAAUGUCGGAGAGUUGACCAGGCUUUAAGAAUUUGUUAAAGUGGCACUUUUACAAGAAUCCUCGACCCUUUAAGCUCUUGUUCCUGCUGGUUGGCAGUGGUGGCAUCGCUGUACAUUUGGUCCCACCCCAGGUAGAAUCCAGGAGGAAGACCCACAGGCCUCUUCUCUGCAUCAGCCAGGCAGCAGGGUGUUUGUAGUUUAAAUCUGAUUGGCCGAUAUUGUCAGUAGAGGGUGCUGGCCGGACCACAAAGUGAGCAUCAGACAGGAGCACACAGGAAAUGGGAAAACGUGAUGGCUGACUCUGAACCUGCUCUCACCUGCUACAGAUCCCAUCGUCUCCCGUUAACUUACUUGAUUAUCUGUACACCUUUAAUCUUAAUUAUUUCUUUCAUAUGUCUUUUAAGUGCCUUUAGAAUAGAAUAAUGUGUAGACCAAGCCUUUUUUGAGUAAGGGAAGAAUAACUUAAAGGGAAAACUGUAAAUAAGCAAACUUUUUGGAAAAACGCUUUGCUUUUGUUACAAUUUUACUUUGUAGACUAUGUUUUGCUACAAUAUUUUGCCUUUUAUCAAAGAAGAGCUCAGCAAGCUGACCUUACAUAUGGAAAAUGCGACAACAUGAGGAGAAUCACAAUGUAUGUCAAGCGAAGGGUAAAUACGACAUUAUCUGCACUAGAACGCGGCAGAGCCUGUUGCCAUGUUCUUCAUGAAAACCAGAAAACUCUUCAUGGAAGUCACAGCGGAGACUAAUCAGCACAGGCCGAGGGCAGAGGACGCCGAGCUGCGUGCUGUUUGAGUGUAUUUGCAUGCAUACAGUGCGUGUGUGCGUGCUCGCGAGCGUGUGUUUGUAUGUGUCUGUGCCGUAACAAGGACAUGCAGGGUUUAAUGAGGAGAGGUGCCGAUGAGUUAUUCGGCUGACUUUCUGAAACAGCAGGAUGACAAACAUUUUGGGAACGCAGUUGGAAAAACAAUCUCGGUUGCUGAUGUGGCAGCUUCUCUCUGGCCUUGGUUAAGAUCUUUGUAUUGCCUCAGUGCUGAGGCACGAUGGUCUCGGCUACACUUAAUCGUGCAUGCUUACAACAACGGCAGUGUAGAUGAGGCUAAUUGUUACUGGUGUUUGUGCCCAGUCUCUUCUGGGAACUCAAGCUGUGAUUAGUGUUGAUAAGUAUUUCAGUGGAUCCUUCAAGGCACUGCUGUAACUGUAGAGUGUCUUUAGCUGUGACCGUAGAUCGAUUAGAGAAAACAGCUGCCUAGGUUUGCCAUGGGUUACACUGUGUGUUCGUUAGUGCUUUUAAGAAACGGAUAAUCAAAGUGGAAUGUCACAAAUCAAAACUCAAUGUGUUUUAUUGUAUUUAUAGUCACACAAAACUUGAACCAUUCACAUGAAGCUCCCUUCUCUAGUUUCUAUUAUUUGAAAGAUGUUACUGGAAGGAAACAGCUGGACACAAAAGCUGCUUCAUACUUUCAACGGCAUGGAACUUGAUGUAAUAGCACUGAAAAUGCAAAGGCAGUGCAACAAAUGUAUUUAGUAUUAAUCCCUUUAGGUGUUUUUUUACUUCAUUGAUUUCAUACUAUUGUGUCAGAUUGAAGAAACUGAUAAAACUGUAAAUCUCUUGCUGUUACGUUUUCUUUAUGUCACUGUUUCUUAGCAAAAAGGAUUGUGUGCUCAGAGGCAAAAAAAAAGAGUUUUACCAUGAAAUCCACUUCAGUGUCUUAUUUCUGACAUUUUAAAUACAACACAUUAACUUCAUAUUUUUUUAGUGAUAAAGCAAACAAGGCAAAUAUUGCAGAAAAAAUGAAGAACCAAUCUGCCUUCUUUUGCCAUCCAUUUAACUGCAUCUAACAUUACCAUAAUAGUAAUAUAGUGUUUGUUUUUUUUCUGUGUGUGGAAGUAGGGUAGCUUGUGCCUUUUUACUCUGAACUUGAUUUUUUUCCCCCCACUCUCUAAAUAAUAAAGACUAUUUCUCCAAAGCUGAUGGUAUGCAACGUGCACUAGCAGGACAAUGUUUGCGUUUGUGCUUAAAUCCUGUUUAAUUUUGAUUGAAGUUUUCUGAGGUCUUGACUUUUUGAGCAGUGCCUUUUCUUAAUCUAUACAAUUAAAUGCAAGCAUACCAAACACAUUCAACAUUUAAUUGGCCUUAUUGCAGUUGUUGAAGUCCUGUUCGUUUGGCCGUCCAUUGUAUGCUGUAUUUAUUGCUCGGAUGGAGUUGGGUUGUUUUAAAUGCAAUAAUAAAGAGUUUAACAUCAUUGGUUUGGAAGGGGAAAUGAUCUUCUUUACGCUUAUGAGCACACAACCCUUGUACCAGCCCUAAAUGUAUGUUUGUUACACUACAAUAAAGGGAUGCUUAUAGUUGUUGUUGUUAUUAUCCGAGGUUAAGUGCUUGAUAGAGGUCAUGGUACUUGAGUGUCAGGUAUAACAUAUAAACUACAUUCCUUUUUUUUCUCUCUGUAAUUCUGAUAAGCUUAUUUGAAUAAUGUGUUUUUUUAUGAACUCUAAACAUUUUUUUUCUGGAUUGGUCUUAUAUGUGGGACAAGCAGGAGCAGUGAGACAGAGGCGUCAGCUCACCUUGUUUUUUCCUCCCCAUGUGCUUAAAGGAUGAUUUGGUUUGAUUUAUCGAGAUGUAAGUGACAUUAUGAACCAGCAGAAUGGCACACAGAGAAAACUUUUGAUGCCAAAGAAUGUCAUUGCCAUCUUUGUGUGUUAUAUCUCCUCCUUAAUUUGCAGGUUGUGUCGUGCACGUUCAAGAAAGGUCAUUUAUAUACUCACUGUUAAAACACAUUUGCACAAAUAACUCGCUUUUUAUGUAAAGUAUGCCUUUAUAUUGUAUAGUAUCUGAGCAUUUUCUAUUAUUUAUAUAAGCGCAUGCACCGGAGUAUUUAAUAGUCUAAAGAACUGGGUAAUUUUAACAGUGUUGGAAUAAUACUUGUGUGUUCGUUUGCCUGCAUGUGCGUAAAAAAUGUACGAGUGUUUGUAAAACUGUGCGGUCGUGUGUGUUGUCGGGAUGCUCUAAUCUUAGCAGGAAUAAGACCAGGACAUUUUAGUCACCUUCAUCAUCUCAAAAAGUAUGACAUGCUAGGAAAGUAAGGCUUCAAUCAAUACAGAUUCCCUUUUUAUAAUUUAAACUGGCCAAUUACCUGCAGACACUGCUAGAUGUCUGCAGGAAGGCAGUAUGUCAGUACUCUGCUACAGCAAGUUUUCAUGCACUGUUGCUUUCUUUGAAGGUGUUUUUGUAUAUAGCACGCUAAUAGGUAUGCAAGUGAAGGUUAAAAUUGAAUAAAAUCAGUUGCUGGGAAA